Molecule: messenger RNA, 2484 nt
Organism: Maniola jurtina (meadow brown)
Lineage: Eukaryota; Metazoa; Arthropoda; Insecta; Lepidoptera; Nymphalidae
Exons: 17
Coding region: 1-2409 (802 amino acids)
Cellular component (GO): lysosome
Molecular function (GO): cysteine-type endopeptidase activity
Source: RefSeq, a predicted model, not a curated record
AUGUCGAAGCGGGACAGGUUCGUGCGCGCGCGGCGCCUGCGCAAUGUGUUCGACUACGUCUCUCUACCUAUUGUUCGCGAGCCGCCUCACGCCUCCCGUUCCCGCGUUCCAGCCUCGCCGCGUCGCGGCGCGGCUGCGACAGUCGCGCCGGCGACAGUCGCGUCGCCGGGGGUGGAGCUGCCGCCGGAGUCGCAGCACGCGGGCCGCAACCCUCGCUCUGCAUCUCAAAACUUUUUACAGCUCAUAUCUGGCUACGACGCCGCCGCCGACGACGACUGGCCUCUCUCGGCCCUCUUCUCUGCGCCCGCGAGUCGCAGGCAAAGCGGCCGCGUGGCGAGCUUGCCGGUGCUGCUGCUGCCGGUGGCGGUGCAGGACACGCGGCGCUUCGAUGCGAACAGCGGCAGACCUGCUCGAAGACGACCCGCGAGUGAGUACGACGACGAAGAGGACGAGCGGCCCUCGCGCCGCGGCCUCGCCGGCGCCGGCGACGACGAUCCCGACGACGAGGACCGCGCCCCGCGCCGCCGCCCGGCCGCCAGGGCGCCGCCGUACAGCGCUGAAUCCGCAUUUCCAGUAUUCCGCGACAAGCCGCAUGUUCCCCCCGUCGAGUCGUCGCAGCGGCUCGUGGAGGCGUUCCGCGCGCAGGCGCCGGCGCCGGCGGGCGACGAGUGGCCGCCGGCCAUCGCGCAGUCGGAGUUCGACGCGAGCGAGCGCGUGCUGCUCGCCGACGACGACGACCACGACGCCGACGAGUGGGCGCCGCACGCGCGCGCGCUCCGCUCCGCGCCCGCGCCCGCGCCCGCGCGCCCGCGCCUCAAGCGCGCGCUCAAGAUACGCGCCGUGCUCACGGUGCCGAGGGCUGGCUUCUCUGAAGCUUACACCGUUUGGUGGGAGCCCGGCGGCGACGCGCGCGUGCACUUCCAGGACGGCUCGGCGGCCACGUUCCGCAAGCUGCUGCCCGACGGCCGAGUGCAGAAAGUUGAGAUGCACGUGGACCGCACGGCCGGGCGCGUGCUGCGGCGCUGCGCCACCAGCGUGGCCGCCGCCGGCGCCGCCGACCGCGCGCACCCCGCGCUGCCCGACCUGCAGCUCUUCACCUUCGCAGGCUACUCGGAGGGCGCGGAGCGCUGGCUGUACCGCGCGGAGGGCGCGGCGGGCGGCGCGCGCGGCGAGGCGCUGACGGCGCUGCACGAGCUGUGGCUGCUGCGCGACGGCGAGGACUCCGCCCUGCCGCUGCGGUACAACGUGGUGGUCAACAGCUCGGUGCUGGGCGCCGACUGCGACGGCUACCAUCACACCUACUUGGACGUGUACUACCACGAUAAAGAACCGGAGUUUUUCGAAGCCAACUUAGACGAGCUGUGUGACGUGGUGCAGCGGCUGAACGCGUCGGAGCCCGACGCGCUGGCGCGCCUCGAGCCUCUGCGCGAGUUCACGCUGCCGCGCCGCGACCCGCGCUACGACGCCGUCAUCGAGCGGUUCAAAGUCCAAAACGAGCGUCAGUACGUCGACGACGCAGAGGAGGCGGUGCGCAAGAACGCCGUGAUGCAGAGCUCGCGCUUCGUGGCGUCCGGCAACCGCGCCGGCGCCACCUUCCAGCUCGGCCUCAACUUCCUGGGAGAUCGCCUCGACGACGAAAUGCGCGGACUGCGCGGCGCGGCGCGGGGCGGCGCGGGCGAGCACGCCGAGCGCUUCCCGCACGGGCGCCGCGCGCUGGGCUCGCUGGCACCGCGCCUGCCCGCGGCCUUCGACUGGCGCGCCGAGGGCGGCGUGUCGCCCGUGCGCUAUCAGGGGCAGUCGUGCGCGUCGUGCUGGGCGUUCGCCACGGUGGGCGCGCUGGAGGGCGCGCUGUUCCGCCGCAGCGGCCGCCUCACGCCGCUCUCCGAGCAGCAACUCGUCGACUGCGCACACCCGUUCGGCGGCAAGGGCUGCGCGGGCACGUGGCCGAGCCGCGCCUACGACUACGUGCAGCAGCGCGGGCUGGCCGCGCUCGCCGACUACACGCCGUACCGAGAGAAGGUGGAGAGCUGCAAGGAGCAGGCGGUGGCGCCCGCCGCGCGCAUCAGCGGCCACGUCAACGUCACCAAGCACAGCGUGCCCGCGCUCAAGGUGGCGAUCAAGCAGCACGGGCCCGCCGUCGUGCUGGUGGACUCAAGCCCCAAGAGCUUCAGCCUCUACAGCAAGGGAGUGCUCUACGACGAGCGCUGUUCUAAGAAAAGUGCGAAGCACGCCGUGGUGGCCGUCGGGUGGGGCCAGGAGAGGGGCGAGCCGCACUUCAUACUGAAGAACUCGUGGUCGGAGGCGUGGGGCGAGCGCGGCUACGUCCGCGUGCAGGCGCGCGCCAACACGUGCGGCGUGCUCACGCACCCCUCCUACCCGCGCCUCGAGCCCGACGACGUGCUGAGCUGAGCGCGCUCGCCGGCCGAGGACGACCAUUGACGAAUUCAUUGCAAUAGUAGGGGUCCAAUAAAACGUUUCAAAAUC